This is a messenger RNA of Mycotypha africana, 1881 nucleotides long. RefSeq lists its product as uncharacterized. Bases 338 to 1660 code for a protein of 440 amino acids. Gene Ontology annotation, molecular function: NAD binding; oxidoreductase activity, acting on the CH-OH group of donors, NAD or NADP as acceptor. The record is from RefSeq and is a predicted model, not a curated record. The transcript is spliced from 4 exons. NCBI's taxonomy places the organism in Eukaryota, Fungi, Mucoromycota, Mucoromycetes, Mucorales, Mycotyphaceae.
CAUUGGAACCAAAAUGAUUUUUCUUUUAAAAGAAACGGUGAUCAAAAAGCUAAAGCUAAAGAUGAAUAGACUUUGUUUGACCAAUCAUUUCCUUUACUGAUGACACAAAAUCGCUAAUCAGGAGCAAGCCCACGAAAAAUAAAGACAGAAAAAAAGCAGGAAAACCCUUUAAAUCUCCGAUCAGUCAUAGAUCGUUCAGUACAAACUGGAGUUGAAAAUGAAGGCACCUCCAAACUUUCAUCUUUCUUAUUUCCCUCUCUCUCUUCGCUCUCUCUCCCUCUCUUACUCCACCUGUUUAUCUUUUAACCACUUUUGGAAUUUUUAUAGAUAAAGAAAAAUGGCCGUUACAGAAAUGACACCUAGACCCGAAUCACGCACUCGCGGUUCUUCGUUUACACAGUCAAAGCCUAAAGUGCUAAGACCAUUCGAUACAACAGAAGUUAAGAUCCUGUUAUUGGAAAAUGUAAAUUUAACUGCUGUCGAAGCUUUCAAAAAACAGGGUUAUCAGGUGGAAACUUAUGCGAAGGCGUUAGUUGGCGAUGAAUUAAUAGAAAAGAUUAAAGACGUUCAUAUCAUUGGCAUUCGCUCCAAGACAAAACUCACAAAGGCUGUUCUUGACGAAGCUAAGAAUCUUAUGGCUAUUGGAUGCUUCUGCAUUGGUACAAAUCAAGUGGAUUUGAAAGCUGCAGCAGAGAAAGGUAUAUCUGUAUUCAAUUCUCCUUUCAGUAACUCAAGAUCAGUAGCAGAAUUAGUUAUCGGCGAAUUGAUUGCGCUUGCUCGUCAAUUAGGCGACCGCAAUACAGAAAUGCACCAGGGUAUUUGGAAUAAGGUUUCAAAAGGUUGUUAUGAAAUCAGAGGCAAGGUAUUAGGUAUUGUAGGUUACGGACAUAUCGGCUCUCAACUGUCCGUGUUAGCUGAAGCCAUGGGCAUGACUGUCUACUUUUAUGAUAUUCUGCAAAUUAUGCCCAUUGGUCAAGCCAAGCCUGUCGAAUCACUUGAAGAACUCCUCUCUAUCUCUGACUUUGUUACUCUGCAUGUGCCCGAGACGGAAGACACGAAGGGUUUGAUUGGUGAACGCGAAAUCAUGCAUUACAUGAAGAAAGGCUCUUUCUUGAUCAACAACGCUCGUGGUAGCGUUGUUCAAAUUCCUGCUCUCGUCAAUGCAUUAAAGUCAGGUCAUCUUGCUGGUGCAGCUGUCGAUGUAUAUCCCAAAGAACCUGCCAGCAACGGUCCUCAUUUUACAGAUUUCCCUGACCUUUUAAAAUUGAAAAACUUGAUCAUGACUCCUCAUAUUGGUGGCUCUACUGAAGAAGCACAAAGAAUGAUCGGUAUGGAAGUAUCCACCGCCUUGACGAAAUAUAUUAAUGAAGGCUGUUCUCUUGGUGCUGUUAACUUUCCUGAAAUUGAUUUGCGUGCUAUUUCACAAGAAGAGAAGAAUACUGUUCGUGUGCUUCAUAUCCAUCGCAAUAUACCCGGUGUACUUAGAACGAUCAAUGAGAUCUUUGCAGAACAUAAUGUUGAAAAGCAAUAUUCUGACUCCAAGGGCGAAAUCGCUUAUGUCAUGGCGGAUAUUUCUAAUGUUUCCCAAGAACAUUUGGAGACAUUGUAUAAUGCCAUUGUUGCCACACCCGCCAACAUCAGAACUCGCGUUCUUUAUUAAAAGUACAUCCAUGCAAUAUGCAUUUUCAUACAUUUUAUAAUGGGAAAUUUACCAAUAAAUGGCUUUCAUUGCAUCUCAAGUAUUGCUCUUCUCAUUGCGAAUAACAGCUAAUAUUCUGAUGAAUUGUGAGUCAUUAAGAGCCUUUUUUUUUCUUUUUUUUUCUUAAUUAUGUCGCCGACUAUAUAUUGUGCCUUGAUGAGAUCUUUUUUUUUUUUUUUUUU